This is a messenger RNA of Myiozetetes cayanensis, 6268 nucleotides long. RefSeq names its product interphotoreceptor matrix proteoglycan 2 (gene IMPG2). Gene Ontology annotation, biological process: visual perception. The transcript has 20 exons. Gene Ontology annotation, molecular function: hyaluronic acid binding; heparin binding. The record is from RefSeq and is a predicted model, not a curated record. The coding region runs from base 1763 to 5953 and encodes 1396 amino acids. Lineage: Eukaryota; Metazoa; Chordata; Aves; Passeriformes; Tyrannidae.
CAUGCAGAAGCUGACAUAGCAAUACUAUAGAAAACAAAUUUUGACAGAGAUAUAAAGGCGUUGUUUUUUAUACCAUUCACAUUCUCAAUGCCUUUGAGUACUUUGCUGAUGAAAGAAACAGCAGUGCUAUAAGUCUGAAAACUCUCCAGAGAAGCUUUUAAUUGGGUUUUAUACUUUUACUGAAGUAGGUGUAUUCUGAGAAUUGUCUGUAAAAGGAUUAGUUGUUGUGUUCUGGGCACCAUUGCAAGGCUGGUCCAUGCUGUUCAAUUUUCAGCUCCAGUGUGGUGACUGCAUUUGAUGGUGCUGCCAGCAUCUUAGUCAGCUUGACAGAGACAGAAUAACUCAACAGUGAUGAUUUGAUAGAUCAAAAAUGUCUGAUUCUAAGAAAACUGGGGGUGUUUGAGUAGCUCAGUGGUUAAACUGAAAGUGUAAUAUAAAAGGUUUGGGGGGGGACCCCAAAUAUGUUGGUGUUUUGAAAAAUACCAGCUGGAUUCUGUUUCAUGUCAAAAGACAGAGCCCUAAAAUCAAAGGUAUUUUUAUUUGAUUCCUGUCAGUGUCAUGUAUAUAUAAUACUGAUAAUUCCUGAUAUGUGAGUUCCUGGGAGCGCAGAAGAGCAGCUGGAAGAGAGGAGUGAGCACUGUAUGCUCACUAUACGCUCUGUAUAAAAGCUCUGCAGACAUACCUGGGAAACCUUGGGAAUCCAGCUUUGAAAUGCUUACACAAAAGUACUACCAAAAAUAGUCACUUCAGACAAAACAGCAGUUUGUUCAGAUUGAUCUGAACACAGUAACCAGCAAGUCCUGAGUACCACCACCCAGGAGACAGCUCUGGAGCUCUCCUAGUCGUCUGAAUACAGUCUGCCAUUGCAGGACAGCUUCCGUACACGUUUCCACAAGGACCUGACCCUGGACAGGAGGUGCUACUGAGAGUGCUACUGCUUUCCCGUACUCUCUCCUUUCUGUCGUUGUCCUUAGCUGAUGAUCUCUUCAGGUGUCUACACUAAUUUGUUCCUACUGCUUGUGUCAGGUAAUACCUGAACAGAGAUGAAAGAAUCACAACCUGCCCUGGCUUUAUCUUUGGAGGAAGCACUGCUUUUGGGAUGCAAGGGAUAGUGGUGUAACAGCACAAGACUUUCUGCUUUAGCACAAGCUCGGGCAGCAGCCCUGUCACCAGAAGAAACAGCCCUGCAGAAAGGUUGCUUCAGUGCUUACACAUGCAGUUGUGUUUAAGCGAGCCAUACAUUUAUGCAUGUAUAUGUAUUUGUACAUGCAGAAGAUAAGGCACGCUGGGACCUUCCAGUGGAGACUGGUGUGCUCCCUCUGAUGUUUUGUGGUCAACAGGGUUUUAAAAAAAAAGGCAGAAAUUGAAAGGCCAAUGAAAAAACGUGGUUAAUUGGAUGUGAAAGGUGCUGUCCUUGUUUGGACUGUCUGUUAAUGGUAUGACAAGCUCUGGUAAAGAGCUUAGCUGGCCAGAUUAAAAUUAAAAAAUUGUGUCAGUCCAUCUGCUAGCUCCAAGGAGUUUACUUUGAUCACCUUUUCUUGUUUCUUCACUGAAGCGGAAUACUGUCUUUGAAAAGAACAUUCCCAGGAUGUCUUGGUUGACUUGUUUUACCUAAUGUUUUCUCCAAAGAUAAUAAUAUGUGACGUCAAGACAUUUUCAAGAAGGGCAAUGCUCUCGGUUGGUUCAAGGCUACCUUAAAGACAACAGCUCUUUUGCUAGAAGGGAUUCUUCUUUUUUUCCUUUUUUUUGUACACAAAGAAGUAUGUUUGGCUUAAUUUGGAAAAUCUUUCUUUGCCUUCCGGGAAUGAUUAACACCGAUCUUCAAAUAGUUGCAGCAAAAGUUUAUUCAGCUACAGGAGGACAGGCUAAAGGUGUUUCACCAACCCCUGAGCUCAGUGGCUGGCAGUUGGCAAACCCUUCUCUGCCUCCUGAGUUGAAAAAGCCCAGUGGCAUCAUGGAGCCUGAACAGUUCAACAGGCAUUUGCUGUUACGAAGGAAGAGAUCCAUUCUGUUUCCCAGUGGAGUUAAGAUCUGCCCUGAUGAAUCUGUUGAGCAGGCUAUUGCCAACCACCUGAAAUAUUUCAGGCUCAGAGUGUGUCAGGAAACAGUCUGGGAGGUCUUCAAAACAUUCUGGGACAGGCUGCCAGAGCGUGAAGAAUAUAAUACCUGGAUGAGCCUGUGUGAGGAAGGAAUUAUGAGUAUCUUUGAAAUGGGCACAAACUUCAGUCAGUCGGAGGAGCACCGGAGUCUGAUUGAGAAGAAACUGUCCUAUAUAAAGGAAGCAAUGGGCAGCUCCUGCACUGAUUGGGCAUGUGGUGGGACUCCAACUCCAGCUUCGGAUGCUGAUGUUACCACACUGAGAGAUGCAGCUGCCAAUGUUCCUCCCCCUGAUGAGAUCUCCAUUGAGAGUCCUCCGGGUGCUACCAUCGAGGAGGUAGAUGGUAUAGACACCACAAUCAAUAAUGAGAUAAAGACGCAGGAUGAGAAGCUAGUGAGACCUGUAAGUGAGCAGAUGAUUGAGUUCAGCAUUUUGAUUGCUGGUGAAAAGUACUGCGAGGAGCUGAAGGACCCAGCUACUGCAGAGCAUCAACUGCUGUCUGAACGAUUCAUUUCUCAGAUUAAAAGUGUAUUUGAAGGACUACCUGGAUACAGAAACAUCCAAGUCCUGGAUUACAGCCCUUCCAAGGAAGACAGUGGGGUGGAAGUUCACUAUGCUGUUACAUUUGAUGGAAAAGCCAUCAGCAAUGCCACCUGGGACCUGAUUAACCUCCAGUCCAACAAGGUGGAGGACAACUCCUUUAUGGGCAUAGAGGAUAAUCCAACAGUUGUGUACACCAUCAGUGAUUUCCAGGAUUAUAUUGCUGAAAUCCUCCAGAAAAAUGCUUUGCUUGAAAACACUUCCUUGUCUUUAGACCCUAACUCUCUCCAGCUCACUAAUGUGAAAGAAAUACUACACCCCACAUCAGAAUACCCACCCUGGAUUACUGAGCAUCCAGUUGUGCUGGAGCGCCCGGAGUUCGAUGACAGCACCUUUGUAGCUGAACGUCCCUCAGCGGAUGAAUCAACAGUCAGCAAUGCCGUGCCCUUCGAUUACACCAAACCAGACUCUGCUUCAGAGAGUGAAAUCCAGCCAAGACCAGGAACCCUGGACUUGGAGGCUGGUUUGGCACCUGAAGCUCCACUCUCCUCAGAGGCUGAUGACACUUCUUUACCUGAUGGGCUGAAUUUAGAGGAUGGGAGUCAGACUCCUCAUUUGGUCCCUGCACCAGUGUUAGAGCAUGAUUCUGAGGACUCUCUGGAUUGGUUUUCACCCCCCAGUUCUUUAGAUGUUGAAGAUACUGGACCAUCUGAAGAUCUUUUGCCUUCAAGUCCCUCUCACCUUGUGCCUGAAGAAUUUCCAUCUACAGAUGAUUAUGCAGUUCCUCUGCUUCCUGCACCAACAGUGGCCUCUUCAUCAGUCAUAGAGACUGAUAUUAAAGAAAUAGUAUCUGCUGAGAAGGAAGAAGAAACUCAAGGUAGUCCUGAGGGCAGUGACAGUGCAGACUCUGUGGAAGAAAUUCCUUUUCCCUUAGAAGUGCCCCCUAUGGAAGAUGAAACUGAUAUGUUUCUUGGAGAUAGAGUUAUAUAUGAUGAUGGGUCUGGUUCAGCUUUUGAUGGUUCAGGAAAAGAAAUGGAAUCAAGUAUCUGGCCUUGGGAAGAAGCAACAUUGGAACCAGUUUUCUACCCUGGUCCUGAUAGCUGGCUUGAAGAUGACAAUGAGUCUUUGUUAACCAAAACUGAGGAUAUUCCUGAAGGCAUGAUCUUAGACUAUAUCCUUAACUCUGAGAAUAAAUUAGAUUAUGAUCCUUCCAAAGAUGAGAAUGAACGUAUAGUCAAUAUAAAAGAUUUCCUUGAUGAGUCUGAAAUAUUUGUCUUUCCAGAAACUACAACUCCGCCAGUACCUCUGUUACAGACAGAAGAGCCAUCAUCUGUGGAACCAUCUACACAGGCAGAAACACCGGGCAUGUAUGAUUCCUCUUUUGUUAAACCAUCCUUGGUUUUGGAGCCUUCAGUGGAUCAUUCCGCUGUAGACAUGCCAACCAGAGAGGUGCCUGUCUCACCACAGUACACAGAUCUGUCUGUGGAAGAUCAUCUACUUACAUCUACAGGGACUGUCAGUAUGGAGCAACCUGAAGAGUCAAGCAUAGAUCAGAACAUAAUUUCUGAAGAAACUGAACAGCAAAAGGAAGACAGGACAAUGGUAGAAGAACUAUACACAGUGAAGCAGCCAGAUGUAAUGGAAGCUGCUACAAUAGGACACUUGGACACAAGCUCUUCAGGAACCAUUCUGACUGCGGGUCCUUCCAUGAUAAAGCCUGAUGCUUCCACAGAAGAGCAGCAAGCCCUAGAUUCAUCAUUGGCAGGCCAAGACACUACUGGGUCAACAGUGAAGAGACCAGCUGAUGUUUGGCCUACUGACAGAACACUAGAAACCUCCUUAGAUCAGGCAGUGCAAUUAGCAACGCCAGCUGCCCCUCAAGUUUCAACUGCAGUUCCUUCUGUAAUAGAUCAGACCACUGUCCUGGAAGACUUCGCUGGGCAGGGUGGUACAGACCACGUUUCCAUGAGCUUCAGCACUGCUGUGAAGUAUGAAACAGUGAGAGUAACAAGCCCUGCUGAGCUUCCAUCCCAUCUCCCUCCUGUGGGAUCCACAACGUCAUUGUCUGUGGCUGCCUCAACAAAGCUGGGGGAUGAAGCGACAAGAGCCCUGGAUGUUUCAGUAGACCUGGAUCGUGUGAGCACUGUCCACUUUUUUCCUGAGCAGACUGAGGAGGGAAGGAGAAUGACCGAAAGUCACAUGGAGCUAACAACUCGCAUCCAGUCCACAGAGAUGGCCAGUGUGGCUUGGGCCACACACGAAACUCACUACAGCAGUACUGUCCCGUCCCGAGCUCUAGUUGUGUUUUUCAGUCUUCGGGUUACCAACAUGAUGUUUUCAGAGGACCUCUUUAAUAAAAACUCCCCUGAAUACAAAGCAUUGGAACAGCGAUUCUUGGAACUGCUGGUACCCUACCUUCAGUCAAAUCUGACGGGAUUCCAGAAUCUGGAAAUCCUGAACUUCAGAAACGGCAGCAUUGUGGUAAACAGCCGAAUGAAAUUUGCCAAACCUGUGCCUCGGAAUGUCACCAAUGCUGUGUACUUGAUCCUGGAAGACUUCUGCAACACUGCAUAUCACACCAUGAACCUGGCCAUCGAUAAAUACUCCCUGGAUGUGGAAUCGGGUGAGCAGGCAGAUCCCUGCAAGUUCCAGGCCUGCAAUGAAUUCUCCGAGUGCUUAGUAAAUCGCUGGAGUGGAGAAGCUGAGUGUGUCUGCAAUCCUGGCUACCUGAGCAUUGACGGGCUGCCGUGCAACAGCAUUUGUGAUCUGCAACCAAACUUCUGCCUGAAUGAUGGGAAGUGUGACAUAAGCCCUGGGCAGGGGGCCAUCUGUAGGUGUCGUGUGGGAGAGAACUGGUGGUACAGAGGGGAGCACUGUGAAGAAUAUGUGUCUGAGCCACUGGUUGUGGGGAUUGCAAUUGCUUCUGUGGCAGGAUUUCUUCUUGUGGCAUCUGCUGUCAUCUUCUUCUUGGCCAGGACCCUGCGAGACCAGUAUACAAAGAGUGACAGCGGUGACUCACAGGGGCAGGGUGACAGCCUCUCGUCCAUUGAGAAUGCAGUUAAAUACAACCCCAUGUAUGAAAGUGAUACGACUGGCUACAGCCAUUAUUACCGGAGAUAUCCUCAGCUAACGUCCUACAGUUCUACCAGUGCAGAGACAUCCACAGACUACAGCAGUGAAGAGAUCAGGCACAUUUAUGAAAACAGUGAGCUUACUAAGGAGGAGAUUCAGGACAGAAUUCGAAUUAUAGAGCUCUACGCUAAGGAUCGUCAGUUUGCAGAGUUUGUUAGGCAGCAUCAAAUGAAGCUGCUUUAAGAAAAAAAGAAAUUGAUAGAAUACACGUGGGAGAUAAAGACUACCUUGUUGCCACAGCAAUGUGCUCAGAUGUAACUGCAAAGUUACUUAUAGUCUUAACAUUGCAUGGAUGGAUACAGAUGUUUUCUAAAUGAAUGACUAAAAUGUACAGAUGUCUGUUUAUCUCAAUUACUUCUGGCUUUUCCGUGUAAAGUGACGUUUUUGAGAGGUGAUCAGAAGUGGCAGAGGUUACGAAAGUUCAUUUUUCUUUAACUCCAAAAUGGACAGUGAAAGUUUUGUACACAAAGGCAAAAAAAAAAAAAUCUCCUCGGGUAA